AAGUUCACAUCCGCUUCUCGUCCAACGGAUCUCAGCGCGAGAAGCAGCUGCAGCUGGGGAUGGUGUCUUUGUUGUUUCUCCGCAGCUUCGUGGUAUAACGUGUCUUAGUUAGUGUCUCCCUGUGGUACAACCUUGGAUGCAAACAACGAGCAUUGUGUCUCCGAUUGAGUAACGUGAUGUUUCUGGCUAAAUGUCCUGUUUUCUUCUUUCUCAUCUGGUCACAAGCUGCGGCGGCCCACGUGGAGUCGCCGACCAACGUGACCCUCCACUGCCGCAAUCUGCACAAUGUUCUGGAGUGGAGUUACGACCAACUCUCGCCAGGGCUUAAAUUCAGAGUCAACAUCGGCUCAUAUAUAAAUAUUUCCCAUAAUGUGGUUUGGGUGGACUCACCAACUCGUCAAGCUGAUGUGUCAUUUCUCUCUGACCCAAAUAAUGAAUACUUUCUAACUGUAACUGCUGUGAUUGGACCGAAUGAGUCUGAACACGCCCCUCCUGAUGGAAUCGUUUUCAGCUAUUUCAAGGAUUCUCCAGCAAAUCAGAUAUGUUUUGUGGACCUCCCACCAGUUAACGUCACUGCCCAACAGGAUGACACUAUCCUGUUUCGCUUCACGCAUCCCUGGUUGUUGUACCACCAAAAGUUGCCUGGCAAUCGAAAUCCAAAAAUGAAAAGACACGGCGCACAGUUCAGCAGCACACAGCUACCUGUAUUUACGUACAACGUUGUGAUCAUCAAUCAGAAGGAGCGACACUACAGCUUCAAUUGUGAGGAGAGUGUGUGUGAGGAAAGGCUUGAUGUGGAUGCUGCACAGGAGAAACACUGUCUGAAGAUCAGGGGGGAGCUGGAGAAAAUGGCAGUUCAAGCCACACAAGAAUACUGCACCCUGCCAUUAGAUAUAACAUCACAUGGGUCAAACAAUUACAUCUACAUCAUCGUGGCUAUUGUGUUGGCCUUGGGUGCAGCUGCUUUUGGAGUCUUCUUCAUGGUGUACCAAAAAUGGACCAGACCCUCAACUUCUUUACCACAAUCUGUAUCAAUCACGAGUCGACUGAAGCAGUGGACCUUUGGAGUGGUUCAAGAGUCGAUCGUUGUGCCUCAAGUGGGGCCUAGCUCACCCACACCUCUACUGUCAACCACAGAAGAGAAAGAAUUCCCACCUAAUGUUCCUUUUACUACUGAGCCUGACCCCUUUCUGCACAAUGGGGGGUUGUCAACCAAGGAUGAAGGUGUUUGUGAUCUCAUGGAAGCAGAGAAUGACGACGCACCUGGGUACAUGAAAGGCGGCAACUUGGAUGAAGAUGAGACACCAAACUUCAGUGAGCCUCCCUCUGGUUACGAGAGACGUCCAGUGGUGGUUGAAAUAGCACCAGGUGAACAGGUUGAGGGCUACCGUGGUGGUGGAACUGGUGUCCUCUGAACACUGCGGAAUAUGCACUUUCCUGCAAUCCUGCAAUCACCUGUCAUGAAACUAUGAAAAACUGUAAUCUGAGCAGCAACUUGCAAUGGAGUUGUGAUUACAAAUUUAAGUUUGUGUUAUUUCACUGUCACACCAUCUCAAUGCCAAGUAAAAGUAGAAUCAGGAACUUCCUUCUUGUUGGUACACCUUGACAUGAGUUACAUUUCUCUUUGCACUUAUAUUAAUAUGUCAAAGCAGUACAACAAGCAGCCUUUAAGAAAAAAAUUGCAAAGCAAGUGCAACUAGAGUUACACCAGGCUGAUAAAGUCAAAUGGAUAAAAGUAAUUAUCAAAUCAGUCACCAGAAUGUUAACAGUGCAGUAAUGUUGUCCAUCUAUAUACAGUAUAUAAGUACUAAAUUUCUGAUAUUUGUGUUUCUACCCUUGCAGCCUAUGGUCAAUCCUGUGGCAAUCACAAACUUUGCAGGCCUAACUGUGCUAGUAGGUGAGAAAGUACCUCAUAUUAACAUGAUAAAUUACAUCAUAGUACAUUGCAUUCACAUGGCAGACACUUCUGUCCAAAGUGACUUAAAAUAAGUGCAUUCAACCUCCAUAAAAACAAGAGCUCAAAUCAUAAGUGCUUCAGUAAGUGUUCAUGCUAAAUUCCAGCAUGGGGUGUUGAGAUCAUUACAGUUUAUAAAAUCUGUAUUUUUUUAAUGGGAUCAACAAAUAGGUGGGCUAGUUGUAUCCUAGCAGCCAUAACUAGCAAAUCUAGAAACUGCCACCCAGAACAUUGUUACGUCUUGUAUUGUCUGUUGCACGUCUCUAUACUCUGUUUUGUUUGUUUUUUAAACUAACUUUUCUCCCAUCAGUGUGUGCCUGAAUGUAGUUGCAGGGAUUUUAACUGUUGCUUUAAAAAACAACUAAUCCUUCACUUGUUACCUGUUAGCUUCAUCACGUACAAACUCAACUUUCAAGACUUCACUGCAGUGAAUCAUAUACAAUGAUUAAAAGGGACUUAACUGUGCUUUAUCUCCUGUACUACAUUUUGAAAUACUAACAAUAGUAGUAAUAAUAACAUUUACAUAUGCGUUCAUAAACAUUUCUAUCAUACAGUAUCAUGUAUUUUCAUCUGUUUCAUGCACGCAGGCAAUCCCAUAUCUUACAAAUACUGAAAAUGUCCUCUUGCUUAUUUGCACUUGUGUGUUUUCUACCUUACCUUGAACUGUAGCACCUUAAAGUCGCAGUGUAAUGGAAGUUAGAUGGUGUUUCAACUUCUGUAAUGUGAGAUGAAUUAAAAACUUUAUUGAACAAUUAACACAGUGACACAGACUUUGAAUUUGGAACACUUAUUUUGUGUUUCAUUUGCAGUUUAAGAACUGCAGUUAAUUUUUUUUUUCAUGAAAUGAAUGGCUAUCUUGCAGUGGAGGAUACAGUGAUGUGAUGUAACAUUAGGCAGUCUUUUAUUUUUACUUUGUAUUGUGCCUUCUUUCUGUGUCAGUUUUUGAGUUUAUAUAUAUAUAUAGCACUUAUUUUUGUUUUGUAUUUAGGGAGAGAGAAUUUGUAUUACUGGUUUGUGUAUUUUCUUUUGAGAGAAAGUUGUUUUUCAAAACUUUGAGAGAGAUUCACCCAGAGAAGUGUUAGUCAGGGCGGCAGUUUAUGUCUGACUUUAUUAAAUGCGUAUAUAAAUAAACCUGCUGUACCGUUGGAUCAA
Siniperca chuatsi (mandarin fish) is the source of this 3106-nucleotide messenger RNA. RefSeq names its product interferon gamma receptor 1-like (gene ifngr1l). The transcript is spliced from 7 exons. Gene Ontology annotation, molecular function: protein binding. The record is from RefSeq and is a predicted model, not a curated record. NCBI's taxonomy places the organism in Eukaryota, Metazoa, Chordata, Actinopteri, Centrarchiformes, Sinipercidae. The coding region runs from base 177 to 1415 and encodes 412 amino acids.